Emiliania huxleyi CCMP1516 is the source of this 390-nucleotide messenger RNA. RefSeq lists its product as hypothetical. The coding region runs from base 1 to 390 and encodes 129 amino acids. The transcript is spliced from 3 exons. The record is from RefSeq and is a predicted model, not a curated record. NCBI's taxonomy places the organism in Eukaryota, Haptophyta, Isochrysidales, Noelaerhabdaceae.
AUGAUCGCGCUCUCCGACUUUCGAGCGGAGACGGGCGCGACACGCGUGGUGCCUGGCAGCCACGCGUGGCCGGACUACGCGCUCCAGGCGGCGCCUGAGGACGUGACGCAGGCGGUGAUCCACGGCAGUGGCGCGAACACCACCCAGUGCGAGUGGAGGCAGGGUUUGCACCUCUCGUAUGUCGCUGGCGGGCUCGCGCCAGAGAUGAGAGGGCAGGGAGUCGUGUCAGCGGCCAGGAGUAUGACUCCCACGCAACAGCAGCUCCUCGGCUUCAAGUGCUACGACGACUCCUCGCACAACGCCGUCCGCCUGUGGACGCUUGACUAUGAGGACAUCCCGACGGCGUUGGGCUGGGAGGAGGCGACAGGGAAGGCAGUUGGGAAGGCGUGA